Spodoptera litura is the source of this 2363-nucleotide messenger RNA. RefSeq lists its product as uncharacterized. The record is from RefSeq and is a predicted model, not a curated record. NCBI's taxonomy places the organism in Eukaryota, Metazoa, Arthropoda, Insecta, Lepidoptera, Noctuidae.
UCUAUUUUAUUAGUGAUGGAUUAUAUACUAGAAGGUAUGUAUAUUUUUAUUAUAUAUACAUGAUAAAGUAAUUUUAACUGUGUAAAUUUAUAAAAGAAACCUACCCUCAUACGUCUUUCAAGGCGUAAUUUUUCUAACUUUCAAAGGUUUGUUGGAGGGUAACUAAAAACCCCCAGUCUACCCCAGUUUACUUUUUUUUUCUAGAGGUAGCUACAUAUUUUAGCUUUUAAAUAAUUUAUAUUUUUUUACCCCGAACACAGUCCAACAUGGUUUUAUUUUUAUUUUUCAGAAGUUACAUACAAACUUACUCGUAUUGAUUUUUUUCAAGAGUGGGUCAAAUUAGACAAAAAGGACAAAAAUAAUUUAAUGCUAAGGUAUAUAAAGCAGAAAUGGAGCUUGGAGGAUGUUGUAGAUACAUCAGAAAAAGAAAUUAAAUUAUAAAUAUCAAGAUUUUCGGCAAAAUUAACUGAAAAAUGGAAUUCUUGUCGAUUCGAUAAAAAAAGGAUGUUGGAGAAAAAUAAGACGUGGCUGGAAGGUGCAGACUUAGAGUUUAAGGUUGCUUUUCACAGACCACAGGCUUCCACAUCGGCACCGCUUAAGCUACAUCCUGGAAGACCGCCAAUAGAUUUCGAAAAUGCUUCUGAGAAAACUAAAAAACGCCGCGUAGAAGAACUCGUUAGUGAGCGUAGCGCAAGUGAGCUAACGUUAGCUGCUGAGAUAGCUCAUAGAAAGGCAGGAUUCAGGAAUGUAGCAAAAGCUAUUCGAAGUAGCAACAGCCCAGCCAAGGGUAACCAAUCCACGUCGGAAUCUUGUGUUGGUGGCAGACAAUUAAGUAGUGAUGAAGCUUUAGCGUAUUAUAUAGACUCUAAGUGCACCACUCACUCUUACAAGCAGACAAGGAAAUGGUCUAUGAAGGCGGGACAUAGAGUGUUUCCAUCAUAUUAUAGCUUAUGUAAGUCAAAAUUAUCUUGUUAUCCACUAGAGGAACACAUUUCUAUAACAGAAUCACGCGCGGACAUAAGGCUUCAAGCUAUUUUAGAUUUAACCACCAAUCGAUUAGUAAAAGUUCAGAAUGAAGUUAUUAGAAGUGUGCUCUCAAAAUCGUCGUCGUUCACAUUAGUCAGUAAAUGGGGUUGUGAUGGAAGUUCUGGCCACAGUACUUAUAAACAGAAAUUUGAAAACGUGGAAGCUACAGAUGAGUUUCUGUUUGUUUUUUCUUUUGUUCCUUUACAAUUAUAUGACGGUGAUAUCAUCAUUUGGCAAAAUCCUCGCCCGUCAUCGACCACCUACUGCCGACCAAUAAAGUUUAUUUUUGCUAAAGAAACAAAAGAACUUACAACUACAGAAACACAAAAAGUUUUGGAUGAAGUUUCUCAACUGCUUCCAACAUUAUGUAACGUUGCAGGUUCUCAAAUUUCUGUAAAUCAUAAGUUUCUUUUAACCAUGACGGACGGGAAAAUUUGUAAUGCGUUGACGGAUACACUAUCCGCUCAAAAAUGUUAUAUCUGUGGCGCCACACCCCUAAUGAUGAACGACGAAAGCAAGGAUUUUCCUCCCAAAGAAGAUAAUUUAAGUUUUGGUUUGUCUACACUACACGCAUGGAUCCGUUCCUUUGAGUGUCUCUUACACAUAAGUUAUCGCUUAGAUUUUAAGAAAUGGCAAGCAAGGUCAAAAGCUGAUAAGGAUCAUUUAAAAUUACGUUCCGAAAUUAUUAAAGAUAAGUUUAAGAAAGAGUUAGGUUUAAUUGUAGACAAGCCAAAACCGGGAUAUGGAAAUUCAAAUGACGGAAACACUGCCCGUAGGUUUUUUUCAAACGCAGCUCUAAGUGCUGAAAUUACGGGAUUAGACGUAGAUUUAAUUAAAAAACUCGGUAUUUUGUUAACAACUUUGUCUUCUGGUUAUGAUAUUGAUUUAAAUAAACUCGCGAAAUAUUGUUCAGAUAUAAAAACGCUUUAUUUAAGUCUGUAUUCGUGGUACUACAUGCCAGUUACUUUACACAAAAUACUUGUGCAUAGCACUGAAGUAGUCAAAUCUUCACUUCUUCCCAUAGGACAACUAUCGGAAGAAGCGCAAGAGGCUCGCAAUAAAGAUUGUCGUCGUUUCCGCGAGCACCACACUAGGAAAAGGUCACGUAUUGCCACGAACACAGACUUGUUGCAUAUGCUUCUAUUAACGUCUGAUCCUUUGAUUAAUACCCUUAGAGAAAUCCCUGUUAAAAGGUUGAAUAAAUUACCCGCAGAAGUUUUAGACAUGAUUAUCCCGCCUUCACAGCCACCAUUACAGGUACCAAGUAACCUUGAUCAUACUGAUGAAAAUUAUUUGAUACCUGAUUCAUCUGAUUCUGAAUGUGAGAGUGAUUAAUU